Messenger RNA from Mobula hypostoma (lesser devil ray), 4534 nucleotides. RefSeq names its product CUGBP Elav-like family member 4. Gene Ontology annotation, cellular component: cytoplasm; nucleus; ribonucleoprotein complex. Bases 25 to 1560 code for a protein of 511 amino acids. The transcript is spliced from 14 exons. The record is from RefSeq and is a predicted model, not a curated record. Gene Ontology annotation, biological process: mRNA splice site recognition; regulation of alternative mRNA splicing, via spliceosome. Lineage: Eukaryota; Metazoa; Chordata; Chondrichthyes; Myliobatiformes; Myliobatidae. Gene Ontology annotation, molecular function: mRNA binding.
UGUUCUUCAUUCUGUGGGUUAGCGAUGGCCAGACUGAGAGAGGCAGACAGAGCUCAGCAACAACAGCAGCAGCAGCAGCAACAACAGCAGCAGCAGCCGCCCCAGCACCAGCUAAAGCCCAUGAACGGAGCUGAUCUCCAGCACAACCACAGCCAGAUGAAGGACCACGACGCCAUUAAGCUGUUCAUUGGCCAGAUCCCACGGAACCUGGAGGAGAAUGAUCUGAAGCCCCUCUUUGAGGAAUUUGGGAAGAUAUACGAGUUAACUGUGUUGAAGGACCGAUUCACAGGCAUGCACAAAGGCUGUGCUUUCCUUACAUACUGCGCAAGAGAAUCUGCUAUCAAGGCACAGAAUGCAUUACAUGAACAGAAGACGCUGCCUGGGAUGAAUCGACCCAUUCAGGUGAAGCCUGCGGACAGCGAGAGUCGUGGAGGUUCAAACCACAGGUCCAUUUGGCAGGAGAUUAUUGGGAGCACCAGCGUGUUACAGGACAUAGACAGAAAAUUAUUUGUAGGCAUGUUAAACAAGCAGCAAACAGAAGAUGACGUGUACAGGCUCUUUGAAUCUUUUGGCGUCAUAGAGGAAUGCACAGUUCUACGAGGACCAGACGGGAACAGUAAAGGUUGCGCAUUUGUGAAGUUCUCCACACACACUGAAGCCCAGGCAGCCAUUAACGCACUACACGGCAGUCAGACAAUGGCGGGUGCGUCCUCCAGCCUCGUGGUGAAGUUUGCGGACACAGACAAGGAACGCACAUUGCGACGCAUGCAGCACAUGGUGGGCCAGUUCGGGAUGUUCAACCCGAUACCCCUCCACUUUAACAACACCUACAGCUCUUACGCUCACGCGCUGAUGCAGCAACAAGCAGCCAUCAUGGCAGCCAGCACGCACACCGGAUACUUAAACCCAACCGCCGCCUUUCCAGCGGCACAGAUGCACCACAUGGCAGCCAUCAACCUGAAUGGACUGGCAGCGGCACCUCUGACGCCCACAUCAGGGUUGUCCUCUCCCCCAGGAAUUGCAGCUCCUGCUGUGCCUAGUAUUGUGUCUCCGAUCGGGGUGAAUGGCUACACUGGACUAUCUGCCCAGCCCAAUGGACACCCUGCGGUGGAGGCCGUCUACACCAAUGGAAUUCACCCGUACCCAGCUCAAAGUCCUUCUGCAGCUGAUGCCUUGCAGCAGGCUUUCACAGGGGUGCAACAAUACACAGCCAUGUAUCCGACAGCGAUUGCCCAGAUCAGCCAAGCGUUUCCUCAGCCACCGCCUGUCGUAACACAGCAAAGGGAAGGACCAGAAGGCUGCAAUCUUUUCAUUUACCACCUCCCGCAGGAGUUUGGAGACAGUGAGCUCAUGCAGAUGUUUCUGCCCUUUGGGUCCGUGAUCUCAUCAAAGGUUUUCAUGGACCGCGCCACCAAUCAGAGUAAAUGUUUUGGUUUUGUGAGUUUUGAUAACCCCACUAGUGCCCAGGCCGCCAUCCAGGCCAUGAACGGUUUUCAGAUUGGCAUGAAGAGGUUAAAAGUCCAGCUAAAACGGCCAAAGGACACCAGUCGCCCAUACUGACCGACUGUGAUUCAGGGCAUGAAUUUCUGAUUUUCUAGGGCAGAGAUGGUGAGGAAUAUGAGCGCGUACCUUUUGAGAUGGCUGUUUCUGAGUUACCAGUGCAGAGAGGGAGAGAUAACAGAAAUACAAACUUCAAGAAAACAUUUAAAGAACCCUGAAAAUGUGAAAAUUCAUUGCAGCUAUUCAAGAAGGCUCAAUCGAUCUUACAAUAGCAACAACACAUGAUGAAGAUGUGACGUAAUACGACGUAGGGAAGGACAGCUGUCUUAAAGGUUGCAGAGGAAGCUGCUUUGGCGCAGUUCUGUGUCAUCGAGCACACAGCCAGAUCUCCUAGGUGAUAGUUGCCAUGGCUGAGGGUUUCUGUGUGCGUGUUAGUGUGUGUGCGUGCAUGUGAGAGUGCGUGAGCAAACAAACGUUUGUGUGUGUGUGUGUGUGUGUGUGUCUGAGUGUGUGGCUUGUGUGAAUCCAUAUGAUUGACAUGGUACCGCAGAACGUAUUGAAACUUUAGCUCUUAGACAUUCAGGGACCAAAUGGACCAAACAGAUUUUUUAAAGUUUAUUAUUGCGGCCUGUAUAUGUAAUAUACAAGUUCAGCUUUCCUUAUCUAAUCUUGAGAGUUGAAACAUGGGUGAAAAAUAAGAGCUAAACUGUUUUAAACAAAAACAAAUCAAUGCUUCAGUGGUCUUAGAAUAGUAUUAUACACUGGGAAAUUUAAACAAGGAGCAAAAUAUAGUGGAAGCUUUCCAGGGGUUAGUUUUAAGAAGAAAACAAAGACUAAAAUGUACCUUACACCUCAUGUCCUUCUUAGGAGAUGUGAUAGUACUGCAUGCAAAUGUGACCGAAAAUAUUAUACAUAUAGAUAUUCUGCUCCUUAUAUUUCUGAAGAGGUUGCUUUAAAAGGGAGAGAAAGAAAUUGAAGCCUGCUUGCUUUUUCACAGUGAAGGUGGGCUUUGUUUGACCAUUUGAGGACUUUUUAAUUGCCGCAUUGAUGAAUUGAGUUGCCUCGUCUGACAGCUUUGUUCAACGGGUAAGCCUGGAAGAAUGUUGCUCUGAAAUCUGUGUUUUAAAGGGGAAAAAAAGUGUCAAAAAAGCAAAAAUCCUUGUAGUGUAGCUUUCCUUAAAAAUUACAUUGUAAAUAAUCCCUGGAAUAACAGCACAUUGUUUCUGAUAACUGGCGAGGGUCUUUAUAUAAAUCCUCAGGCGUUAAGAUGUUUAUAUAUUACCAAAAGGCGGAGGAGGAUUUGGUCAGGGAACAUUGGCACAGUGUCACAUUGCCAGGAGCUCAUUGCGUGAGGUGGGAUUCACAGCUGCCCAAGUGUUGACUGCAGAGCCUCAUAAGGUCAAUCUCUGGCCCAUGUUUGGCACUGCUGAGGGUUCUACCCUUGUCUGACCUGUGGAAAAUUCCUUUCCCUCCUGCCCUUCAUCUCUAAGUUCCCUAUUAUAAGUUUGUUUGUGGCUUUUGUGUCCCUUCUCCACAACUCUACCCCAGCCCAGUUAAUCAGCUAAUAGCACAAAGUCACCCUUAAUUUCAAACUAAUUAUUAGUGAAAGACAAGACAAUGUUCUUUUUGUACAUUUCACAAAUCUGGGAUUCCCAAGUUGUUUUUGUACUUAAUCGUACUGAAUCCCCUUCAAAAUGCAGCAGCCAGAUUGUUUGGCAGACUCCCACAGAAAUAGUUCAUCUGCUUGAGCUGUUGACAGAGGGGUUAAUUUUGGCUUGAGCAACAGAACUGCCUUCCCACCUCCUUCAGAAUGGUGCGCAGGUUUCAGUUCAACAAGUCAUUCAUGUUAACCACUCUCUCAGUAUGGCACUGGGCAUUUUGUUGUCUCAUCCCCAAAGCUGGACUUCAACCCUGAGCCCCUCUGGAGGUGGGAGUGCAGCUCACAAAUCCAUAUCUGAUAUCUCCUUCCAGUAAAUUAUUUUCCCUCUCUUCCUUUUUUUUUCUCUUCCUCUCCCCCUUUCCUGUUUUUCUGUUCCCCACUCUGGCCCCUUACCUCUUCUCCUCCCCUGCCUAACUCCUCUCCCUGGUGCCCCUCCUUCUUUCCUUUCUCCCAUGGUCCACUCUCCUUUACUAUCAGAUGCCUUCUUCUCCAGCCGUUUAUCUUUCUCUCCCACCUGGCUUCUCCUCCUUCCCCUCCCCCCAUCUUUUUAUUCCGGCAUCUUCUACCUUCUGUUCCAGUCCCGGUGAAGGGUCUCGGCCCAAGACCUCGAAUGUUUAUUCACUUCCAUAGAUGCUGCCUAACCUGCUGAGUUCCUUCAGGAUUUUAUGUGUGUUGUUCCCACUGUUGCCAGUUUGAUAAUUCAGAGGCAGUUCGGUACGAGAGCUGUUCUGAAUCCUUUUAAACUAAAAUGCACCGAUCAAUACCAUAGCCAGUGAGUAGGAGGUGGGGCAAGGGCACAUAACCACAGCUGGCAAAGCCAGUUUAUUCGGAAAACACUCUGAAGUGCAGAAUGAGCAGAACCUGCGGCAGCUUCUCCAAGUAAAAACUUGGUAAUUUCUCCAGAAAAAUGCCAUUUGGUGGAUAAUUACCGAUAAAGUAUUUGCAUUGUUAAUCUCAGUCACCUACUGCAGAGUGAUCACGAUGUUUAAUUCAUAGGGAAAUUACCCCGUUUUCUCCACUCUGCUUGACUGUAGUGUUUUCACCAUUUUUUAUUUUCCCAUAUUCUUGCAUCUCCACUUACUACAUGCUAAGGGUGUUGCCAUCACUGGCAAAGACAGCAAUUCAUGCCGACCUCUAACUGCCCUUGGAGGAUCGCCCCAGUCCUUGUCCUAAAGGUACUCCUAUAAUGUAUCAGAUUCUUCACAAACAACCCCAGUCACUGAAUAUGUGAGACAUGGCCUGCAAAUUCAAUUUACAAUUUUUAUCCUUGUUUUGAUUCACCCAUGACAACGCCUCUCUCUCAAACCUCCCCCCUCCGCUUAAUUUUAUUUAGAUACAGCACGGUAACAAACCCUUCCAGACCAACCAGCUCAC